Pogonomyrmex barbatus (red harvester ant) is the source of this 455-nucleotide messenger RNA. RefSeq lists its product as uncharacterized. NCBI's taxonomy places the organism in Eukaryota, Metazoa, Arthropoda, Insecta, Hymenoptera, Formicidae. Gene Ontology annotation, cellular component: axon; neuronal cell body; dendrite. The record is from RefSeq and is a predicted model, not a curated record. Gene Ontology annotation, biological process: sensory perception of taste; chemosensory behavior; male courtship behavior.
UUUAUUAUUAUCUUGUGUAUACCAAAACAUUAUUUUAUAUGAAUCUUUAUUCUACUUUGCAUCAUAUUUGUCAAGGUCUAAACAGUCUCACAACGUUACUAUUAAUUGUGUUUGGACUGUAUCAUACUGAGAAAUUUAAACAUUGUCUGAAGAAGCUUGCUAUUAUAGACGUCACAUUAAAAAGUCUGGGUACAACAAUCAAUAAUCAACAAUUGUAUAUAAAAAUAAUAUGGCUUGUCCUAGGAUGGUUUAUGUCAGUCGUAUUAAUCAAUUGUAUACAUUCCUUAUAUAUAAUAUCCCAACAUAAUUAUGACAUUGUAACAGUUAUUUGUAUCUCCAUUAUAUUAAAUCAUUGUAGUCAUAUUAAUCUCAUCGAGGAUAUAAUGGUUGCAAGUAUUCUUGGGUUGGUAUUUUGCAUUUAUGAAUAUAACUUUAUCCACAUAUGGAUAAAUUAA